Phialemonium atrogriseum is the source of this 1232-nucleotide messenger RNA. RefSeq lists its product as uncharacterized. The coding region runs from base 337 to 1089 and encodes 250 amino acids. NCBI's taxonomy places the organism in Eukaryota, Fungi, Ascomycota, Sordariomycetes, Cephalothecales, Cephalothecaceae. The transcript has 2 exons. The record is from RefSeq and is a predicted model, not a curated record.
ACCAGGGACAGGAAAAGCAGUCGGGGCCCUGGGAUGUUGGACUUCCGGUCGCCAGUGCUUCUUAAUUGAGUCGUUCUAUUCCAGAUGGGUGGCCUUUGGUCCCCGGCCGGUUGGCUGUGUUGCUCGUCUCGGUCUAUAUCAUCCCCAGUGGGCGAUGUAUCGUUUUAUCUCCCCGUGGUCCCUUCUCCGUCAUCCUUCCUUUCUUCGAUAUCACCACACUGGUGCUUUCUUAUUCUUGCCCUGGUGGUGAUUCAGUGAUCUUAUUCUUCCAAUAACCGCAACCACUCGAUCUCCCUGAGGCCUACCCUUCUUGACUUGCCUUCUCCAUUUUGAACCAUGCCUCUCCCCGUUGCACUGGCGACAUUCGCCGCCUGUGGAAGCCUGGUCACGUCCGUAAAGUCAGGCUGGGAGCUGUCCCGCAUGAUACGCAAGAAGAUGGAAGCCAAGCAGGCCGAGGAGGAUGCCAGGCGCAUCUACCGAAGCCUGCGCAAGGCCUUCCACUACGGCCUCAUGAGCGAAGCCGAGUAUGACCGGUGGUACGAGAUGUUCCUCGCUGCGAAGGCGGAGAAGGACCUGCCCGGCCUCCGCAAAAUCCGCGCCCACAUCCGGACCCUCUACGAAGGCGCCGUGAGCGAGCGGAGGCGCUCCCGCUCGCGCUCCCGCGGCCCCGGGAGCAGCCCCGGCUCGAGCCAUCGUCGCAAAGACGGCAAGCGGAGACAGCCUCCCCACCUCGACACGUACCGGUAUGCGAUGCCCCGCGUGCCUGAGCCGCCGCAGCGGCACCAGGACAUCGAGUGGCCAAGGAGUGCCGGAUCCAUCGAGUAUUUUCCUCUCAGCGAGAAGGACAAGACUGUGGGGGUUGGAGGGGUUCGACUCGCCCGGCUCCAGCGCAGUUCUAGCGUGUCUUAUCAGAGUGGGAGCUCCCCGGAUGGGUCCUCCAAGACCAGGGUUAAGCGGGGGGUGUCGAGCCCGAGGCAGGAAAGAGGCAGGUGCAGGAGGCGCAAGGGUUCUGAUGACGACGACGACGACGACGAUAGCUCGUACAUGACUAACAAUGAGAAGCGGGAGCAUCGUGGCGCACGACGGUGAACUCGGCUGGAAUUUGUCGCUGUGCGAUUAACUGGGCAAGGGCUUGGUGUAGCGCGACCGGCGUUCGGGUUAUGCAUCGGUCCCAUGGCGUCCAAUAGCGAAUUAAGUACCUUCUCUAUUGUUUUUACGCAUAUUUGCAUUCA